UCUCCUCACGUACGAUUGUUUUGUGUUUUCAGAAAUGGAUGGAAGGCCUGAAAUCGGUGAUUCACAACUUCAAGGCGAAUAACGUGUGUCCAAUGACUUGCCUGAAGAAACAUUGGAUGAGACUCUCCUUCCUAACGAAUGUCAAUGGAAAAAUCCCGGUCCGAGGUAUCACACGGACGUUCGGCUCAGGUAAAACGGAGAAGGGAAUCUUCCAGGCGCUGAAGGAACUCGGUCUACCCAGUGGGAAGAAUGAUGAAAUCGAGCAUUCGGCCUUCACCUUCGACAUCUUCUACUCUCUGACGCAGAAGAUCUGCCCUCGCACGGACAUCGAGGAGCUCUUCAAGAAGAUCAACGGAGACAAAACUGAUUAUUUAACCGUAGAGCAGUUAGUCAGCUUUCUGAAUGAAAACCAGCGGGACCCUCGACUCAACGAGAUCCUCUUCCCCUUUUAUGAAGCCAAACGAGUCAUGCAGAUCAUUGAGAAGUACGAGAGAGACACCGACUUGAAAAAGAAAGGUCACAUGUCCAGCGACGGCUUCUGCCGCUACCUGAUGUCAGACGAGAACGCUCCGGUGUUCCUGGACCGUCUGGAUCUGUGUCAGGAGAUGGAGCAUCCGCUGGCUCAUUACUUCAUCAGCUCCUCACACAACACCUACCUGACGGGCCGGCAGUUCGGCGGGAAGUCCUCGGUGGAGAUGUACCGACAGGUGCUGCUGUCCGGAUGCAGGUGUGUCGAGCUGGACUGCUGGGAUGGUAAAAGUGAGGAUCAGGAGCCCAUCAUCACUCAUGGGAAGGCCAUGUGCACCGACAUCUUGUUCAAGGAUGUAAUUCAAGCCAUAAAGGAAACGGCGUUUGUAACGUCUGAAUAUCCUGUCAUUCUGUCCUUUGAGAACCACUGCAGUAAAACGCAGCAGUAUAAGAUGGCCAAGUAUUGUGAGGAGAUCUUCGGAGAGCUGUUGCUGAAGCAGCCGCUGGAGGGAUUCCCAAUCGAAGCCGGGCAGCCGCUGCCAUCGCCCAACGACCUCAAGCGCAAAAUACUCAUCAAGAACAAGCGCUUGAAGCCUGAAGUGGAGCAGAAGCAGCUGGAGUCGUUUAAGAAGCACAUGGAGGCUGGAGAGAUGAGCAUACCUGUGUCUCUGUCAGAGGAUCCGGAUGAGGAGUGUGUUGUCGGAGCUGGAGAACAAGAAGAAGGUGCGAGUGCUGUUAGAUUGACAGACGGAGCUGCAGCUGCUGAUCUGACUGAGCGUGACGCUGUGUUUCUUCAUCAGAGUGUGGAAGCGGCUGAAGAUGCUGACGCCGAGCAGCAGCUCAUCGCCUCGUAUAAGUAUGAAGGAGCCACGACCAACAUCCAUCCGUACCUGUCAGCCAUGGUCAACUACGCUCAGCCCGUCAAAUUCCAGAGCUUCGAGGUCGCAGAGGAGAGAAACAUCCAUCACAACAUGUCGUCCUUCAACGAGUCUGUGGGUUUGGGCUAUCUGAAGACCAACGCCAUUGAGUUUGUGAACUACAACAAGCGGCAGAUGAGCCGCAUCUAUCCCAAAGGAGGCCGCGUGGACUCCAGCAAUUACAUGCCUCAGAUCUUCUGGAAUGCCGGCUGCCAGAUGGUGUCUCUGAACUUCCAGACUCCAGAUCUGGGUAUGCAGCUGAAUCAGGGGAAGUUCGAGUACAACGGCGCAUGCGGGUACCUCCUCAAACCAGACUUCAUGCGCCGCGCCGACAGAAUGUUCGACCCCUUCUCUGAGACGCCAGUAGAUGGAGUGAUAGCAGCAACCUGCAGCGUACAGGUGUUCUCGGGUCAGUUCUUAUCGGAUAAGAAGAUCGGCACGUAUGUGGAGGUGGACAUGUACGGCCUUCCCACCGACACCAUCCGGAAAGAGUUCCGCACACGUAUGGUGAUGAACAACGGGCUGAAUACCAACGAGGAGCCCUUCGUCUUCAGGAAGGUGAUCCUGCCGGAUCUGGCCGUGCUGCGUAUCGCUGUGUACGACGACAACAACAAGCUGAUCGGUCAGAGGAUCCUGCCGCUGGACGGACUGCAGGCCGGUUACUGACACAUCUCGCUGCGCAACGAGGGAAACAAGCGGUCGCUGCCCACCGUCUUCUGCAACAUCGUCCUGAAGACAUACGUGCCAGACGGCUUCGGCGCCAUCGUCGACGCUCUUUCUGAUCCAAAGAAGUUCCUCACCAUCGCAGAGAAACGCGCCGACCAGAUGCGGGCUCUCGGGAUCGAUACGAGCGACAUCGCAGACAUUCCCAACGAAAACUGCAAGAGCGAUAAGAAGGGAAAAGUGAGUCAGGUGAAGACUAACGUGACGCCGCAGAGCAGCUCCGAGAUGAACGCCACACAGAACAACGUCAGUGAGAGCAAACGCGAUAAUUCUGCCAUUGUGAAUCACGUGAACAUUGAAGAUUUAAAGCAGAUGAAGACCUUCAUUAAACUGAUGAAGAAGCAGCAGAAGGAACUGAACACGCUAAAGAAACGACACGCUAAGGAACACAACGCCAUGCAGAAAUCACACUGCACGCAGGUGGACAAAAUGGUGGCUCAGCAUGACAAGGAGAAGUUCACGCUGGAGAAGCUGCUGGAGAAGGCCAUCAAGAAGAGAGGUGAAAACAACUGCUCCGAGUUAAAGAAGGAGACGGCCAUAAAGGUCGAGAUGCUCACGACAGACCAUAAAGAAAAGGUGAAGGACAUAGUGGCGCAGCACACUAAAGAGUGGUCAGAGAUGAUCAACUGUCACAGCACAGAGGAACAGGAAAUGAAGGACGCCCAUGUGACACAGCAGUGUGAGCUCCUCAGGAAGCUGCUGGCCAGCGUUCAGGAGCAGCAGACGCUGCAGCUCAAGCUCAUCCAUGAGCGGCAAAGCAAAGAGAUGAAGGCCAAUCAGGCGAAGACGUCGAUGGAGAACAGCAAAGCCAUCAGCCAGGACAAGAGCAUCAAAAACAAGGCGGAGCGCGAGAGGAGAGUUCGGGAGCUGAACAGCAGCAACACCAAAAAGUUCCUGGAGGAGAGAAAAAGGCUGGCCAUGAAGCAGGCGAAGGAGCUGGAGCAGCUGCAGAAAUCUCAGCGAGAGCAGCUGGACAAACUCGAGAAGUUCAACGAGCAGGCCAAAGACAUGCAGAAGAUGGUGAAGCUGGAGGAGGACAUGGACCGCAGGCCAGCCACGGUGGUGUAA
Cyprinus carpio (common carp) is the source of this 3176-nucleotide messenger RNA. RefSeq names its product 1-phosphatidylinositol 4,5-bisphosphate phosphodiesterase beta-4-like. The record is from RefSeq and is a predicted model, not a curated record. Gene Ontology annotation, biological process: lipid metabolic process; phosphatidylinositol-mediated signaling. NCBI's taxonomy places the organism in Eukaryota, Metazoa, Chordata, Actinopteri, Cypriniformes, Cyprinidae. Gene Ontology annotation, molecular function: phosphatidylinositol-4,5-bisphosphate phospholipase C activity; calcium ion binding.